Lemur catta (Ring-tailed lemur) is the source of this 1319-nucleotide messenger RNA. It is a transcript of the gene HUS1B, whose product is annotated as HUS1 checkpoint clamp component B. The record is from RefSeq and is a predicted model, not a curated record. Lineage: Eukaryota; Metazoa; Chordata; Mammalia; Primates; Lemuridae. Gene Ontology annotation, biological process: double-strand break repair via homologous recombination; nucleotide-excision repair; mitotic intra-S DNA damage checkpoint signaling. Gene Ontology annotation, cellular component: checkpoint clamp complex; site of double-strand break.
AUGUUGCUGGUGGCUGGAGUGUUGAUGCAGCUUUCUGCAAGCCAGUUUGGUGAUACGUACAAGGAUUUUAAAUGUGUAUUCUUUGACCACCACUUCCUCUUUGAAUUUAAUGUGUGGGCCGGCCUUUGCUGGCCCAGCCCGAGGGGCCGAGGCGGGUGGAAGCCUGGCGCGCUGCUUGGCCGGCGGGAGGGUGCGGAGGGCAGCCCCGCCUGGACCGGACGGGGCGCCGCCUGCGUCUGCGUGUUUUCCCUGGGACCGCACCGGAGCUGCCAUUGUCGCGGCCUGGUGAAGUUUUGUGCCGAGAUCACCAGCAAGGGCUUCCUACGGCUCUUCCUCCCCAUCAGCGGCACGGCGAGGCUGGGGGCUGCGCGCUGGCUGUGCUUGCGCCCGCGGCCCGGCCGUCCGGGUGCCGGCGGGGCGAGGUGGGCCGGGCGCCGCCUCCUGCCAGUGUUGCGUGGAAGGCGUUUCCUCAAGCCCGGUGAGAUUUGGCUGGAGCUGACUUCGGAGCGCUUGUCCAGCGCGGGGAGACGUGCGGGGGACGCUGCCCUGCAGCUCCAGCUGAGCAACAGGGGUCGGCUGCUGACCUUGGCGACGGGGCUGGCGUCGCGCGCAGGUCGCACUCGUGUGGCAGCCCGCGACCUGCCUGUGGGGCUGCCGCCCAGAAGCUGGAGAGGUUGCGCAGAGCCCAGCGUCCGCGCCUCGGGUGUGGGUGUUCAUCUGCCAGCUUUGAAGACCCUGAAGCGUGGAAAGGAUGGCAAGCAUGCGUGAUCACGUGUGCUGGUGGAAGCAAAUCUACAUGGCCAAAUGAACUUGAGUAUAGGAACUGAUGUAGUGUGUAUUCAAAGUUAUUUAAAAAAUCUUGGAAAUCCUCCAAAGUCUGCUCUGGGUAUGCCUCAAAACCAAGACUGGGAGAACAUGGUGCAGGUGUGGGUAGAUAAUAGGAAGCUUCUGCAGUUUUUCCAGGGACAGCAAAUAAACCCUACAACGGCCUUUUGUAAUAUUUUGAGCAAAACUCUUUUUCAUCUUGUUUUGGUUCAUGAAGCUGUCUCUCUUCAGUAUUUUGUUCCUGCCUCAUAAAAAUUCAGCCAACCUGAAUUUUUUUUUUAAAGCUUAUGAUCUUUUCAAAACUGAAACAGACCCUGAGUUUAUUGGGUUGAAAGUUUACACCCUCACUAAUUUACGCAGGACAUGUAUUUUGUUGAGCCUUUCUUCCUUUGCAAAAAUUAUAUUAAAAUAUCAUUGGUGAAAUAGUUGGAUAGUUCAGCUUUUUGUUUAUAGGCUUUAUUAAUAUUUUUCAAGCUGCUUAAGAUUUCAACAAG